This is a messenger RNA of Neltuma alba, 842 nucleotides long. RefSeq names its product putative lipid-transfer protein DIR1. Gene Ontology annotation, molecular function: fatty acid binding. The transcript is spliced from 2 exons. Bases 125 to 442 code for a protein of 105 amino acids. Gene Ontology annotation, biological process: systemic acquired resistance. NCBI's taxonomy places the organism in Eukaryota, Viridiplantae, Streptophyta, Magnoliopsida, Fabales, Fabaceae. The record is from RefSeq and is a predicted model, not a curated record.
UCCAUUCAGUUCACCAAACAUAUAAUUGAGACUCCAAAGCUUUCCUAUAUAUAUAGAUCUCACCAUUUAAUUGGCAAUCGCACAAACUCAAUCAUCAUAGAAAAAGCCAUAAGAAGACCUUAGCAUGGCAAUCAAACUCGUGAAGGUCUUUGUGGUUUUGUUAGCAGCCAUACUAAUGGCCAUGGGCAUGUUGGGUGGUGGAGCCGAAGGUGUCGUGCUGUGCAACACAGACUCCACUAAGCUCAACUUGUGUCGUGCUGCCGUCACCGGAAGGAACCCGCCACCACCCACGCAGGCGUGCUGUGCAGUGGUCAGGCACGCCAAUCUGCCGUGCCUCUGCAAAUACAGGUCGGUGCUGCCUUCACUUGGGAUUGACCCAAAGAAUGUCUUCGCCUUACCCUCUAAGUGUGGCCUCAGAUCACCCCAGUGUCCAGGGAAGUGAUGAAGUGAUUCUUGAAGAUCAUGUCCAUCACAAAACUUCUUUUUAUAAUUAGCUUGCAUUACUGUCUUGUGUGUAUUAAAUUAAGACUUGAAAUCUUUUACCGCAGAAAAAUCUGUUAUUAAAUAAAUAAAUAAUUUAUCUUAAAAUAACUUCCCUUUCAUUAUUAAGUGUGCAAGAUGAACGGAUGUCUUGUAUUUUCCUCGUGUUGUAUAAGGUAGAGUUAUGUGAUGUACUUCAUCUUUAUGUUCCCAGCAGAAGAGAUUUUAUUUUGUGCAGCUUCAAUAAUAUGUGUGUGUGUGUGUAUCUUCUAAUUAAAUCAGAUAUUCUUAAAACUACAACAGAAGUGUUUCUCCAGCAAAAGGCAUUAGUAGGAGUUAUAAGAUAUUUCCUAUUUUAGUCA